Messenger RNA from Marasmius oreades (fairy-ring Marasmius), 936 nucleotides. RefSeq lists its product as uncharacterized. Lineage: Eukaryota; Fungi; Basidiomycota; Agaricomycetes; Agaricales; Marasmiaceae. The transcript has 4 exons. The record is from RefSeq and is a predicted model, not a curated record. Bases 1 to 936 code for a protein of 311 amino acids.
AUGUCUGACUUUUGUUGCGCUACUUGCAACCAGGUCUUUCGAUCACCUGGUGGUCUCACCCGCCAUAAAAAUAUCAAACACCCUGCCAUUUCCUUUGGACCACAGAACACUGGGGAAAGUCAACAUCAGUUCAAAACACACCCACACUUUCAUGCCAAUCCAUACAAUGCACAUGGCAUUCCUGUACCUGAAAAUAAGCCCCCCAAGUCAAUUACCGAACCUCCUAUCCAUCUUGCAGAAGCCUGGAGCCCAUUCAAAAACCAUUCUACUUACAAUUGGUCACAUUUUUUUUAUGUUGAACUCAAAGCCUCGAAGGGGAAAAUCAACAAGUCUUUGGAUAUUCUAGCAGCACAGCUUCUUGAAGUUGGGGGUAGUAAUACUCCAUUCAAGGACGCACAAGCACUCUAUACAGCAAUUGACUCUAUUCAAGAAGGAAAUACUCCAUGGUUGACAUAUCAUAUUAAGUAUACUGGUGAGCUGCCAGAUGAUCCACCCCUUUGGAUGACAGAAGUUUAUGAGUUCUGUAUCCGUGAUACAUUGAACAUUCUUACGGAACAACUUAAAACGGAAGUGUUUAGUGGCCAGUUCAAUUACACUCCUUAUUGGGAGUGGAAUACUCGCAAUGAGAGAGUUUAUUCCAAUCUGCUCUCUGGGGAUUGGGUAUGGGAUAUUGCCGAUGAAAUUUCUAAAGACCCAGACCUAUCUCGCAGCACAAAUGGGGCAAUGCUGGUUCCUCUUGUUCUAGGAAGUGACAAAACAACAGUCUCUGUUGGUACGGGACAUCAAGAAUAUCAUCCUGCCUAUAUCUCGCCUGGAAAUCUAACAAAUAUUGCAAGAAGAGCACAUGGCAAUAGCGUUCUUCCUUUUAUGUUCUUUGCUAUUCCCCGAACAAAUCAAAAUGAUAGAAAGUCACAAUUAUUUCAUACUUUCUGUUGA